Suillus clintonianus is the source of this 939-nucleotide messenger RNA. RefSeq lists its product as uncharacterized. The coding region runs from base 26 to 778 and encodes 250 amino acids. Gene Ontology annotation, biological process: U4 snRNA 3'-end processing; rRNA catabolic process; nuclear mRNA surveillance. Gene Ontology annotation, cellular component: nucleolus; cytoplasmic exosome (RNase complex); nuclear exosome (RNase complex). The transcript has 2 exons. Lineage: Eukaryota; Fungi; Basidiomycota; Agaricomycetes; Boletales; Suillaceae. The record is from RefSeq and is a predicted model, not a curated record.
CAACAAGCUACCGCCAUCUACGACCAUGUCACCUACAACUCUGGGAUCAAUCACCAUCUCAUGCGAAGAAGGCCUUGAUGGUGUUGACGGCUCAGCCAGAUUCUCCUUCCGCCCUUCUUGUUCAGCUCUCGCUUCAGUCAGUGGUCCCAUUGCAGCCCGCCUAGCUGCUGAGCACCCUGCUCAUGCAACCGUCGAAGUGCACGUUCGUCCGCUCUCGUCAGUACCAGGAACUGCAGAGAAAUCUCGUGGAAUGGCAAUACGAGAGAUCGUAGAACGCUCGUGUCUUCUCGCACAACAUCCCCGCACUCUCAUUCAAGUCGUCGUUCAAGCCCUUACGAACCCAACCGCGGGCCACGCCCUUCUCGCAGCCGAAAUCAAUGCAUGCACGCUUGCUCUGAUUAACGCCGGCUCAAUCGCAAUGCGUGGAGUUGUUUGCGCGGUGUCGGUUGGUAGAGUGAAGAAGGGGAACGUGGUUUCCGUGGAGGUUGAUACAGCCGAUGAUGCUGUGCUUGAGGGAGGUGGAUGUUUUGCUUUCCUGUUUGGAUUUGCCCUGUCAGGGCCGAUAAAAGGAAGUGCUCCGCCCUGCGAAGAUGUUUGGUCGAUUUACAGCGUUCGUCCUGGGUCAUCUUUUGACGAGGCUGAGCUUGUAAGGGCUAAAGAGGUAGCACGGGAAGCCGCAGCGGAGGUGUGGCAAUGCAUGAAGGACAGCAUACGCCAUCAAAAAAUGGUAGGAGAGACGCAAUCACCAGAAGAAGCUAUUGUCAAGAUGGAAAUAUAAGCGCGAUCGAAUCAAGAGCUGUACAUAGAAAUUAUCUGCUAGGCGUAUAUGUUCACUCAGAUGGUCCGCCGAUAGUGAGCACCCUCUACAGUGGUACAUUGACCCUCGUUUGCCGAAAACUAAAGCCACGUCCUCCGGACUCGUACUCAAUUCAAAUAUAA